Molecule: messenger RNA, 1491 nt
Organism: Vicia villosa (hairy vetch)
Lineage: Eukaryota; Viridiplantae; Streptophyta; Magnoliopsida; Fabales; Fabaceae
Product: hypersensitive-induced response protein-like protein 1
Exons: 7
Coding region: 167-1027 (286 amino acids)
Source: RefSeq, a predicted model, not a curated record
ACUCCUUUUUUUUUCUUCACCCAUCAUAUUAAUAAUAAUACAGUUCUUAGCUUGUUUUCAAGGAACGAUUCAUUCACCAAAACCUAAAAACAGGUGGUACCAACUUCAACUCGCUUUCUUCUUAAAGAUAAAGUUUGUAGCUUUUCCGAAACUGAGAUAAAAGAAAAUGGGGAAUCUUUUGUGUUGCGUGCAAGUUGACCAGUCUACGGUGGCUAUGAAAGAAGGUUUUGGAAAAUUUGAAAAGGUGCUUCAGCCGGGAUGCCAUUGCCUGCCAUGGAUCCUUGGAAAGCGAAUUGCUGGUCAUCUGUCUCUUCGGCUGCAACAAUUGGAUAUCAAAUGCGAGACCAAGACAAAGGAUAAUGUCUUUGUGAAUGUUGUUGCUUCGAUUCAAUACCGUGCCUUGGCUAACAGUGCUAAUGACGCAUUUUACAAACUUAGCAACACAAGGUCCCAAAUCCAAGCUUAUGUUUUUGAUGUAAUUAGGGCGAGUGUUCCAAAGCUCAACUUAGAUGAUGCUUUUGAGCAGAAAAAUGAAAUCGCAAAAGCUGUGGAAGAAGAACUUGAGAAGGCUAUGUCAGCUUAUGGAUAUGAAAUCGUUCAAACACUGAUUACUGACAUAGAGCCAGAUGAGCAUGUGAAGCGAGCUAUGAAUGAAAUCAAUGCUGCUCAAAGAUUGAGGAUGGCAGCAAAUGAGAAGGCAGAGGCAGAGAAAAUCUUGCAAAUCAAGCGAGCUGAGGGUGAGGCUGAGUCCAAAUACCUCAAUGGAAUGGGUAUUGCUCGCCAACGUCAAGCCAUUGUGGAUGGUCUCAGAGACAGUGUGAUUGGAUUUUCGGUUAAUGUACCAGGGACAACAGCAAAAGAUGUCAUGGAUAUGGUUCUUAUCACUCAAUACUUUGACACAAUGAAAGAAAUUGGGGCUACCUCCAAGACCUCUGCUGUGUUCAUUCCACAUGGACCUGGUGUUGUUCGCGAUGUAGCUAGCCAAAUCCGUGAUGGACUUCUCCAAGGUUCUGUAGCUCAUGUGUAGCUUCUAUCCCUCCUACUUUGUAUCUAAUUUGUAAUGGAGUGUGGUGAUUUUUUAAUGCUUUUUGUUUUAAUGCUUCGGUUUGUUAUAUAAUUUUCUAUCAAAGUAAACUGCUAAACUGAUCCUCCAAAUAUACGGCAUCACUAUAUCAGUCUUGCAAAGAUAUUUUUUAUAAUCAAUUUGAUCCUUCAAUGAUUUAAAGCCUUGUCACAUUUUCUCUUAAGGACAAUGGUGACAAAAACACCAAUUUGGUAAUUGUCUUGUAUCUUUGUGGGAUUGAUUUGGUGAUAAAGUCUUUGGAGGACAAUUUAACGGAAUUACUCUUGUUUUAUACUUUCAGUUUGCAGCUCUUAUUAUAGAUAAGAGUUUUCUGCAUUAUAAUUGACGCAUAUCUAGAAUAUCAACUAUCCCUGUAUAUACAAGUUUUAUAAAUUGUGAAAGUUGCAUCUAUGAAAUGUUUAUAUCAA